CCGGUCACACUGGACGGUGAAUUUUCAUUAUUAGUACGCCGCAGGUGUACCGAGCGUGUUUUUCGCGUUUGUUUUAAAGUUACGCAUUUUCAUUGUGAAAAGUGAAUAUUUGCGCGAAUUUUGUGUGCUAUAUUUAAGUGAGCAUGAUGAGUUUGCCAUGUGACACAAUUGACGCGGGCAGCGAUAGCCAAAUGUCCAGCAAUGAUUCAACUUCGUUUGAGGAUAAUCGUUUAAACUUUACCAGUGAAUCGGACUCUACAAAAUCAGAUGCUUCAUGUGCUCGAACUCGCGGCAGAUCGAAACGAAAGCGCACCAAGUCAAAGAUGCGUAGCAAUUCAAAGGAUAUGGCACUCGCUGGAUUCACUGGCAGCUAUCCAAAGAUGUUGAUCACAAACAGCAACGAAAGCAACUCGGAUGCCGAUGAUGAUCCGCAGCUGCCCGCUGAUCUAAAAGCCAUCUGUGCCACAGGCCUCAGCGUAUUCCCCAGAGAGGAACUGCAGUCGCAGCCGCCAUCAGAGUCCGAGUCGCCACAAACUUUGGGGCGGCAACGGCGAUGGCGGCGGCGGAAUUCGUCGUCGUCUUCUUCUUGCUCCGCUUCUAGUACGUCGUCGUCCAAUUUAGUCAAUAAAACGUUAGCGAACUCAACGAGCCCAGCAGCAGCAACGACGACGACGAUGUCGACAAUCGCAGCAGGAGCAGACACAACAGCAGCAACCACAACAACAAUUUCAAGUACAAAUACGUUAAAUUCGACUAUCGAAAGUCCUAAGUCAACCAACGACAACAACAGCGUCGAUAACAAGGACGAUCACAACGACAACAGUAGUUUGUCAAACGUUGUCGAUAGUCUAGCAUCAGAAGAGCAACAUCAAGAGCCACCAGCCACAUCAUUUGAACUGAAACCUCAACCAGAAAUACCAUCUCAUCCUCCAGAGCCUGAACCAGAGCCACAAUCUGAAUCUUCAGAACCACAAACUGAAUUACCUAACAAGAAGCGCAAGAAAUAUGCCAACGAUGCUGCUGGCGAAGUUUCUUUACUGCAUCCCCAGUUACCAACGCAGGAGGAAACAUCAAAUGGCUCUUUGACAAAUAACGAUAGCAGCUCGCGUAAACGAAGCUUCAACGGGCAAGUGAAUGAGAAUAUGCGCAUGCGCUCCAAGUCGAUGUACCACUCUAAUAACGACAUCGAUAUCGGGCUGCGUAAUGCACGCGCUCGCAGCGUUGGCCCCGUAAACGAGGAGAAUCUAGCUCCCCUCAAGAUUAAGGAUAACAGCCGCUCGACACCAACUGACGUUGCGAACGAUACUGGAAAUUCGAUCGUGCGUCGUCGUUCGAUUGCGGCCAACAAGCUGCCGUCUACUGAUAACUAUUAUAAGCUGCCCUUUAAAUACGGUUGGAAGCGUGAGCUGGUGAUGCGCAGCGGCAAUAGUUCGCAGUCGGCGUCUCGUCAGCGUGCCGAUGUCGUCUUCAUAUCACCAGCCGGCAAAAAGAUGCGAUCUCGCGAUGACAUUAUACCGCUGCUGAGCGGCGAACUGACCAUCGAUCAUUUCUGCUUCCAGCGCGCGCUGCAGAACGCUGGCGAGGAGUUUGAGACAAUGCGCACCGCCCAGCCGGCGGUGGAGCAUCGCAAAUCGAUGGCAGCUGCCAAGCAGUUGCGUGAGGAGCAGCAGCAGCAACUCAAGUCGCAGCCGAAGCAAUCGCAAUCUCAGUUCCAUCCGAAGACACCAGCAGUAGUCAAGGAAGUGCCACAGACCCCUCCAGCCGAGCUGGUGUCUGGCAAGCGUAUACCCAAGCCAAAGGCCCCCAAGGGCGCCAGUCCCCCACCACAGGGCUGGACCCCGACUAUGGCCGUCAAGGGCAAUGCGCGCGUUUUGGCUGCUAGCAACAGCAACGAUGGCGGUGGCACCGGCUCCCCAGGCAGCCACACUGCUCGCAAGCGCAGCAGCAAUCAACACACAAAGCCAAAGCAGUCAAAGGCUGCGGAAUCAAAGACACAAAUGUUCCAUCAGCAGGGUGGCGUAUUGCCGCCUAAGCAACUGGUGGAUAACACCAUGGUCUGUGCUGUUUGUAUGUCGAGCAUCAAGGAUAAAAAGCAGGCCUUUGCAAUGGGCGCAUCGAAUGGCAAGACCGACAAAUACGUUUGCACGAGUUGUAUUAGGCCCGGAUCGUCACUAGCUCAAGCCAACAAAAAGGAGAAGGAUAAGGAGAAAGAGAAGGGAAAGGAACCUAUCGAUGAGAAUGUUAAUGCCAGCAACUUAGGCACAAAUGAUUUAAGCUAUCAAAACUCAUUCAGCUACCAAGAAGCGCUAAUGGAGCUGAGUGGCAAUAGCAGCAGCAGCUUGGCUGAAAUUGCAGAGAUUACAACACCUUGCGCAUUGCCGCCGGAGCAGCUGUUCAACGAGUCGCCCAUGAAAGUCACACCGAAGCCACAGGAAAUUGUUGUCAUCAAUGGUCGCAAGGCUGUCGCUGUUUAUGGACCGCCUCAGCGUGCCCAGUUGCAAGUCAUUGCACGUGAAUCAAACUUGGUCAACUUGGAAAAGUUUUAUGGCACGCACUUUUCUAAUGGAAAAAAUAAUAUUGAAAGCAUUGUCCAAUCCGUGUCUUUAGGGAACAUUAACUGCCAGGUGCUGUUGGCUGUGAUGAAGACACUGGACUUCCAUGAUCGUGUGCGCAUGUCGAAAGUGUGCAAUACUUGGGCCAUGAUUGGUCGCGAUCGCAACGUUUGGCGCACAGUCAUGUUGCGCGACACUCAUGUGACCAACUGGACGCUCUGCUUGCGUGACAUGGUACGCUAUCGCACCCGUGAACUGGAUAUGAUGGGCGUCAAGAUGGACAACCCCAAAUUGCGCAUGGAGGGCGAUUUGCGUAGCUUGAAAUCAUUGCGUGUGCUUCGAACGGAUGCCACAGACGCCGAGUUUAUUCAGCUAAUACUGAGGCGUUUGUCGCGCCUCGUCGAGCUGCGCGCUACUUGCACCAGCCGCAGCCUGAACUUGUCCCACGUUGACAAAAUGUCGGAGCUGCGAGUGCUGCGCAUUCGCAUGACCGAGCCGAAGGCCAGCAUCGUUUCCCUGGCACCCAUGCAGUCAUUGACCAAAUUGCGUGAGCUAAGCUUGCGCGGCGUCAACAACAUGAGCCAACUGGACUUGCUCCAUCUAAAGGGAUUGCGGCAAUUGGAGACCCUUUUACUGGGCUCCUGUCGUGGCAUGAAAACGCGCACCUUUGGCGAAGAGGUGCUGCCUAACCUGAAGCGUCUGCGUCAUUUGCGUGUCGAGAAUAACGGAAAUCGUUCGUUUAUCAUCAACGAGAUUAUGGGUGGCCUGGCCGCUGGUGGCACUGUGCAGCGUUUGGAGUUGAUCAACGUUAAUGUGGAUAAAGACUUCAGUAGCCAGCUCACCAAUUGCAAAUCCGUUAAGGAGCUGCUCUUGAUGCCCAAUUUCAUUCAGAAUACCGCCUACAUGGUGCACUACAUCAUGCAGGCCAUUAAUGAUAACAGCGAGCAGCUGAUGGUUUUCCGAUUGGGUCUCAGCUUUGAGCUGCUCAGUGCGACACGCGCUUUGGCCAUGAAUCCGGAGAAAGACUGCAUCCCAGUGGUGCUACCGAUACCAGGCGUGCCACCGAACGACAAUUUGAAUAACUCGGCGGAGCCGAUCGCCUAUUUACCGGUCGAUCGCCUCGAAUCGAUACUGCACCACAUGAUGCCGCAAGCAUGGCUGACAGUAGCAAAGGUGCCGCAAAGCGAAAUAACAAACCUUAAGUUCCUGUCGGCCCCAGUUAACGUAAUCUAGUUAGUCUGUAAAAAACAGUAGUUUAGUAAUAAAAUUAAGAUUAGGAUCAUCAUUUUCGUGUGAGCGAGAAACGAACCAAUAGCGACCAUGCGUGAAUUGAUCGCGACUCCUCCCACCUACGGUUAUUCUUUGAGAGAAUAUAGACUGAAUGAAUCGUCUUUUAAUUUCGUUCGUAACAAACUUCUCAAGUUGCCACAUGCUUAACACCAUAACCAUAAAAUAUGCUACACACACCUGAAAAAAAAAACUACACAGCAAAUAUUUAGUUUUCUAAUUACAAAGUUCUGUAACACUUAUAUAUGUUAAUUAUAUUUAUAAAAUAUAAACAUAA
Drosophila albomicans is the source of this 4116-nucleotide messenger RNA. RefSeq names its product serine-rich adhesin for platelets. Bases 144 to 3785 code for a protein of 1213 amino acids. NCBI's taxonomy places the organism in Eukaryota, Metazoa, Arthropoda, Insecta, Diptera, Drosophilidae. The transcript has 9 exons. The record is from RefSeq and is a predicted model, not a curated record. Gene Ontology annotation, molecular function: DNA binding; protein binding.